Lizanozyma spartinae is the source of this 561-nucleotide messenger RNA. RefSeq lists its product as uncharacterized. NCBI's taxonomy places the organism in Eukaryota, Fungi, Ascomycota, Pichiomycetes, Serinales, Debaryomycetaceae. The record is from RefSeq and is a predicted model, not a curated record. The transcript has a single exon. Bases 1 to 561 code for a protein of 186 amino acids.
AUGUCUUUCUCUGGUGAAUUAGAUCCUAAGGUGAUCCCAACUUCCGCUCCUGCUGUUCCAAAGCUCGUCCCUGUUUUCUUUGUUAAUGUCAAGACUAGUCUUGAUCCAGAAACCAUCUUUAAAAAGUCAGCUACUAACUCUUCGUUGACUUUGGCAACUAUUGUCAAUGGUACCGUUACUACUGUUCCAAAUGAUUUGGGAUUAGAGUUUGAAUUGUCCGAUAUCAAAGGCUAUGAUGAUUUGAGAACCAAUAACACUAUUGGUAUGGCUAGAUUAGACUGUAAGUUCUAUGCAAAGACUCCAAACGGAACCGGAGUACACUUCACAUAUCCCGGUGUGGUUCAUUUCACUGAUGAUGUUCUUGCUGUUUUGGGAGGCAAAGCUUCAUCAUGUACAUUUGAAGAUAACUAUGUUACCAACAAUCCAAAGUUUGAGUUUGAUGAUACAAUUGAAGAGAAAUAUAAAUGGGUUGCAAAGGAAAACUUUAUCGGCAAGGGUAGAUUUGCGAGAGGUGAAGAUGGUGCUCUCUACGUCCAAUACUACACUUAUGUUUUACGUUAA